Messenger RNA from Lichtheimia ornata, 3312 nucleotides. RefSeq lists its product as uncharacterized. The record is from RefSeq and is a predicted model, not a curated record. The coding region runs from base 1 to 3312 and encodes 1103 amino acids. The transcript is spliced from 5 exons. NCBI's taxonomy places the organism in Eukaryota, Fungi, Mucoromycota, Mucoromycetes, Mucorales, Lichtheimiaceae.
AUGCAAGACCCUUGCUCAUCAUUGGCCCGGCAUGAUGACCCUCCCGCCAUUCAAGAUGCCUAUGAGACACCGUCAUUGCCUGACAGCAACCUUAUUAAGGAGCAGCAGCAACCAACGAGUGUAACGGAACCCGAUGAUUCCCCUGCCAACCUGUCAAUCACAGCAGCAACAGCACCAGUAUCAGCAUCAGCAGCAGCUGAGCCCAUUUGCACUACCACCAGUGAAGUAAUUUCAACUAGCUCUGGAGCGACAGCAGAUGAUAACUCAUGCGAGAGAGAGGUUGUAACACCAGAUGAGAAUCGAGUAACACCAUCACUUGUCCUUAAUACAUCAGCACCACUCACUCAAGAAACAUUGGAGCAACAACAACAUCAAAUCAUGCAACAUGAUGAAGAACAACAACACUCUUCUUCUUCUAUUCGGGCUUGGGCGGCUAAUCUACCGCAAGUCCCUGACAAUGUACAACCCAUCGCCACUGGACCCUCUCAUAUUUUUGAACUUCAGCCUUCCGCCGAGAAUGAUACAAAUGAACCUCGCAUCCAAGAAACAAAGGACAUCUUUACUGAAACUCAAAAGGUGGCCUAUGUGGGUCUAUGUGCUCUUACAAGCCUUGAAGUCGUCCAUGAUCACAAAGGAAAGGAAUUCACAUACGCUCGAAUGAGUGCUGACAAUUGGCAACGCAAGCUCAUGAGGACUAUUUAUAUGCAUAUGGGCAUUUCAUCCGAAGAGAUUACAAUGAUUGAAUCCCUAUCGAAGCAUAAUAUUUUACCAAGUGAUCUUGUGCAUCAAUUCACAGCUCAAGGCGAGACAACCACAAUCAACAUGGAUGGAUUUCAAGAAGUUAAGCAGCAACAGCAUCAUCAUCAUCAACAACAACAACAACAACAACCUCGACAUUCCUCUUCCUCUUCUUCAACUUCCAAGUUGAGUUCAACCGAGUCAUCAGCAUUGACGGUGGAUGGCAAAGGAGGAUCAUUGGAUGCAAGGUUAUCGGAACACCAUGGACGUAGCAGUAGCAGCAGCAAUAGCAGCAGCACCACUUAUCAUAGUAAUGAGCAGCCAAAUACCAGCGAGGAUAAGAAAAAUGGACAAUUUGUGAUUGAUUUACGAUGGACGGUGAUGACGGACUUGUUGCUGUUAUUCCUUGGAUCCGAGACUUUUGAUGCCCGGUCGCGUGUCUUUAUUGCUCGUGUUGCGUCGUACCUGGAACUCGACUGGAUCCAAGUGAUUGGAUUUGAGAAACGCAUCACCGACCAUUUAAUUACCAACGCAAGCCUCGCAUGGGAAACAGAAACAGCGACCACCAUUGCCACCACUAUGACAACCACCACUGAUAUGGAUAUCUCCGUACGCAAUGAUUCAGAAAAAGCGAGUCGCAACAAGCAACGCCGUAAACGUCGUUAUGUCAUGAUCGGAUUAGCGACCAUUGGUGGCGGUUUAAUUCUUGGUCUCAGUGCUGGAUUGAUGGCACCCAUUAUUGCAGGCGGCCUUGGCACCAUUUUAUCAACAGUUGGUGUCACGGGUGCUGGUGGUUUCUUAGGUGGUACCACAGGCAUUGCUCUUAUCACUGGUGCUGCCACAGGCAUCGGAAGUGGUAUGGGUGCUAAAGGCAUGAAACGGCGAAUGAAGACAAUCAACACCUUUGAAUUUUCACCUGUGAGCCUUGAUGAGCGGGUUAAUUGUAUCAUUAGUAUUUCCGGAUGGCUACCAAAGAAAGCACACAGGGAUCUUGCAGCGUUACCUUUCAGUGUACUCGAUCCAAUGAUGGGCGACCACUAUACUUUGUAUUGGGAACCAGAAAUGUUGGAAGCUCUCGGCAGCGCAUUCAAGAUUUUCGCAACCGAAGUGGUGACCUUUUCUAUCCAGCAGGCUUUGGCGCAUACGAUCAUGGGUGCCUUACUUGCAGGUCUUGCAUGGCCGUUAGCAUUGACCAAACUCGGCUACCUUGUUGAUAAUCCAUGGAAUAAUGGUCUGGAUCGUGCUCGCUUAGCAGGUUUAAUCUUGGCUGACUCCAUUAUGAAUCGAAACCUUGGCGCACGUCCUGUGACAUUGGUCGGCUAUUCUCUCGGCGCACGUGUCAUCUUCUAUUGUUUGCUGGAAUUAGCUCGGGUUAAUGCAUAUGGAUUGGUGGAGAAUGUUGCAUUAUUUGGCACCCCUGUCAAUGCAUCCAAAGCCCAAUGGAAGGAGUGUACAUCAGUGGUAGCAGGUCGCUUUGUCAAUGGCUAUGCAACCAACGAUUGGCUUUUGGGUUUCCUGUUUCGAGCAUCCACUGCAGGCUUGGGUAACGUUGCUGGUUUACGUCCUUUACGUGAUAUCGAAGGUGAUCAUGUACACAAUAUCGAUUGUUCGGAUCUUAUCAAGGGUCACUUGAGCUAUCGAAAAGCCAUGCCAAUGCUUUUGAAACGAGCCGGCUUUGUUGUUACAUCGGAGGAGCUUCCAGGAGGCGAUACCAAAGAGGAAGAAGAGGAAGAAGAAUUCGAAUUAGAUUUAUCAGGUGCAAAGGAUCUCGAGAAUUUUCGACCUGCUACCAUGACACGAGGUUCAUCUGUAUCCUCCUUAAAGUCUGGAAAGGCUUCCAUUCAAUACCCACCGCCAAAAACCAAAUGCAAUCCUCAUCAACCCGAGAACACCAACAAUGAUGCUAUGUCAGAUGUUGUGUCCACUACAGCAGCAGCAGCAGCAGCACCUACAGCCGCUACCACUACCACUACAGCCGUACCAUCAUUAUCAGAAUCAGCUCAAGUUGAUGCACCACAAUCAUCAUCACCAUCACAACCUGCAAGGAUAUCAACAUCAUCACCCGAGCCAAUGAAUGAACCCAAUCAAAAUGAACCCAACAACCGCCACGUGAUACCAAAUGAUGAUGAAAUCAUUGCCGAGAUCAUUGCCAAGGCUACCGCUGUAUCCAAGGCUUCUGGUCAAUAUAGCUCGUUGUCAUCUGGACGAGCAUCGAUUGCAAAGACACGAUCUUCAGAUUCAUCACCACUCCCAAUUAUGACCCAUUCUCUUUCCGAGUCUUCAAGUAAACCUCCCUCUAUUCGAUCUAUAGACAAUCAUCGAAGCAGCACAAGCAAUCCUAGAAAUUCCAUGUCAUCAUCCAUAUUUAGCAAACUCGUGACCGGAAGCAGCAGCAACAACAAGAAGAAAUCAAGUAGUGAUGAUGAAAAGGCGCGACAAGAGCUCGCUGAAGCUGGUAUCGAAGUCAAGGAGAUCAAGAGCACUUUGGGUAGAAUGGUUGUCCCUGAUGAUGUGGUAAAUCCAAUGCCUAAGAUUACACUUGAGAAACCACAAUACGCACGUGUCAAUCGAUGA